Messenger RNA from Pollicipes pollicipes, 567 nucleotides. RefSeq names its product motile sperm domain-containing protein 2-like. The coding region runs from base 1 to 567 and encodes 188 amino acids. NCBI's taxonomy places the organism in Eukaryota, Metazoa, Arthropoda, Thecostraca, Pollicipedomorpha, Pollicipedidae. Gene Ontology annotation, cellular component: endomembrane system; endoplasmic reticulum-endosome membrane contact site. The record is from RefSeq and is a predicted model, not a curated record. The transcript has 5 exons.
AUGGACAAGGUUGACCCGAGAGACGCUCGCCGGGCGAAAACUGACCCGCUCUGGUGCAAGCGGUUUCUGUCGCACGGCGACCUCGACAUGGACAAGGCUCUCAACUUCAUGAUCGACGCUGUCAAGUUUCGAAAGGAGAUGUGUGCCAAUGACAUUUCUCUCGCCACGGUGGACAACACGCUCUUCAGCAAGGGUGUCAUGUGCACCCAUGGACAGGACAAGAAGGGAUGUCGGAUCGCCAUCUUUAACGCCCGGUUCCACGAGAGGGUGUCAGGAGCGAGGUUUGAGGAUGUGAAGAAGUUCCUGGUGUUCUGGAUUGAGAAGGUGGAUAGGGAGGAGAAGGGGAAGCGGAUCAGCCUGUUCUUCGACAUGGGGAAUGCCGGCAUGUCGAACGUCGACAUUCCGUUCAUUUCGUACCUGGUCAACCUAUUUAAGUUCUACUACCCGGACAUGCUGAACAACAUCAUGGUGUUCGAGCUUCCCUUCAUCAUGACAGAUGUGCUGGGGCCCUGCAACGUGAUGUGCGUGAGGUCCGACGUUCAGAUGUGCUGGGACCCUGUAUCGUGA